UGCCCUUCGUCUCCACGCCCAGACCGUGGCGCUUGCCUUGCGCCCAGUAGCCCAGGUGCGGCUGGCAAUAGCCGAGAAGGCGCUGAAGUGCGAGGAGCACGAUGUAAACCUGCCGCUGAGCGAGCACAACGAGCCGUGGUUCAUGCGCUUGAGUUCCUCCGGAGAAGUACCUGUCCUGAUCCACGGGGAAAACAUCAUUUGUGAGGCAACGCAGAUUAUUGAUUACCUGGAAGCGACGUUUGUAGAUGAGGAAGUACCAAGAUUAAUGCCAGAAGAGGGGAGCAUGUAUUAUCCAAGGGUGCAACACUAUAGAGAGCUUUUAGACUCCUUGCCUAUGGAUGCCUACACACAUGGCUGCAUCCUGCACCCGGAGUUAACAGUGGACUCCAUGAUUCCAGCCUAUGCUACCAGCAGAAUUCGUAGCCAAAUAAGUAACACAGAAUCAGAAUUGAGGAAACUUGCAGAAGAAAAUCCAGACCUUCAAGAUGCCUAUAUUGCGAAACAGAAGCGCCUUAAAUCUAAGCUGCUGGAUCAUGAUAAUAUAAAAUAUCUAAAGAAAAUUCUGGAUGAACUGGAAAAAGUUUUGGAUCAGGUCGAGACUGAAUUGCAGCGUCGAAAUGAGGAAACACCAGAAGAUGGAAAUCAGCCUUGGCUCUGUGGUGAUUUCUUCAGUCUGGCAGACGUAUCACUUGCCGUCACAUUACAUCGCCUGAAGUUUCUGGGAUUAGCAAGGAGAAACUGGGGAAAUGGAAAGCGGCCCAACUUGGAAGCCUAUUAUGAGCGUGUUGUGAAGAGAAAAGCAUUUUACAAAGUUUUGGGACACGUCAACAAUAUAUUAAUCUCAGCUGUUCUGCCAACGGCGUUCCGUGUGGCCAAGAAAAGGGCUCCGAGGGUUCUUGGCACCACCCUGCUGGUCAGCCUCCUGGCGGGAAUGGGUUAUCUUGCUUUCCUGUGUCUUCGGAAGAGGUUUGCCAACAUGAUGUUACCGAUUAGAACCAGGCAAAAUUAUUUUUAGACCUGUCUGGCCCUGGUGGUGAGUGGAAGGCAUCUCUCCACCCCAGGAAAAUACCCCCGAUAAAAUAUAAAUAUAGAUGAAAGAUUAUGCCUGUGAAUUAGAACAUUUUCACACACUAAUCAUCUCCUGCAGUUGUAUAAUUGGGUUGGUAAUGCUGAGAUAUUUUUCAAAAAUGUAUGUUGAGGGGGCAACAAAGGAAAGAAGAGGCUUUCUUUUCAGCCAAGGACCUAUAACUGUGACAGUGCUUUGUUGAAGUGGUUAUCGUCUCCUUUACCCAGUAGCUGACCUAAUUAUAAUGCUUUAAUUUAAUAGAUAUGCAGCAAUGUGAUAGCUUUUCACUGUAGGUGAAAUGCGUUAUUGUGCAGAAACCAGCAUUGUUAAAAUAGAUCUUUAAAUGCUCAGAGUAGAAUUUAAGUGGACUAUUGGCUCUGUACCUGUUGUGUACAGGGGCUAGUUUCUCUGUACUGAUUAAUGUCUGUUGAUUUGCCAUUGGACCUUUAUGAUGUGUUCAAAAGUGAAGCCACUUUUGUCACUGUAUGUUCAUGCAGCAGUACAAGAAAAGACUUAAGACAGGUAAGAACAUCAGUGAGUUGUGGGCCACAUGAGUGAAAUUCUCCAAAGGCAUCACUGGGCAACAGGUACUGGACUUUUGCUGAAAUACAAGUGAGAGUGAUAAACCUGACACUUGUCUUUCAAAAGCCUUUUGGGCUUAGCUGCAAACUGGCAGAAUCAAAUCAAACUAUCUUGGUGCACGCUUGCUGCUUUCAUUGGGGCGCAUUGAUAUAAUUGCCUCCGUAUGAGUGUUCCUUUUUCACUCUGAGCACUGGGUAUUUUUUGCACACUUCUUGUCUACAUUAGCAUUUGCAUGUGCCUCUAUGAAAUGUUUACCCCCAGUGUGCCACAGCCGGCUGGAAAAUGUAUGCACAACAAUGCAUUUUGUAAAAGUAAUUUGAAAUAGUUCACUAUCAGUCUGGUAGGUAGCCUAGAUUGAAGGUGAAGCUGUAAUUUAGCAAUCUCUUUACUUAUGGAGAGGUGUCAUGUUGGUGGUAAAUGAAAAAUAUAGGUCAGAUUGAAAACAGAUGAUUUUUACUGCGGAUUUUUUUGUAAAACUGCACUCUUGUAGCAUGUAGGAAAGGUGUAGAAAAACAUUUUGAUUACUUCCCACUGCUCAGCAGAUGCUGUGAAUUUUAUUAGUUUUGAACUGAGCUCCUGUUUCAAUGAGAAAUUUACAUUUACCUGAAAAUAGACUUUGAACCAUGACAAAAAAAGCAGUUGGGAAGGGCUGAAAAUUUUCAUGACAAUUUAGUAAGAUUUUUGUGUUCUGGAUGAAUGUCUGAAAGCUUUAGAAUUUUGUUUACAAGUUGUAUAUAGCUGCAACAAACAAAGCAUAGCUUUUGGUGUUUACCUAUCAUCAACCAGUGCUAACAGGCCUAAGUACAUUUUAGAUCCAGUGCUGGUGGCUCUUGUCUCUCUGCACAAUUACUUUUAAUUGUCAGGAAGAUCCUCUGAAGUUUGCUGGAGAGAACUGAGGCAAUUUCUGUCUGGACAGUCUCACCAUUAAACACGUAUCAAUAUGGAUAAAAUUGUUGAAUACUUCUGCUUAUUAUUUAAUAUUGUACUAGUUUGUCUAGAAAAAGUAGAACUGAAUCUCAUUACUCCCUUUGAGUAAGAAGUAACAUCUUACCUAGGAAAAAAUGUGCAUUUUUAUUUGUCAAAAAGGUGGUUUUAUAUAAUUUUAUUUCACAACCCAAUUGUUCUCAAGAACUUGUUGAAUUAAAUGUGGUCUAUUUAGAAAAGCUUUAUUAUCUCUAGAGAGAGUUUAAUCCAACAAUACUAUUAAUUUGCUGGCACUUUUAACUGAGUUUGUUGUUUGCAUAUUGCAGUUCAUCUGCUUUACUUGUAACCAUCAAAUUCCACUAAAUUAAUAAACACAGCAUAAGACCUGUAACUUAAUGCUUCCCUGACAUGUAUUUGUGUCAGGCCGCCUAGAAAAUGUAAUUUGAUCAAGUCACAGUAAAAUUAAGUAUGUAUGACUUAGCUUUCUUUAGAAUUAAUUUAUAUUUUAUUUUUUCCUUUUCCUCUUUUUAUUUUUAUAAUGUGUUAAUUGCAGAUAAGAACACUUAUGUUGCUGGCUUAGUUCACACUAGCAGACCUGUGUGCUGUGAUACAGGCUAAUUACUGAGGAAGCCGUUUUACUUCUCCCCAAACCUGAGUGAUUUCUGCACUUCAGCUCGUGCUUGUUUCCUGCCGGGAGGUGCAGGUGCUGUUGGAAGGAGUGAAGUGACCACCAGAUGUCAGUGGUCCUCCAGGGCUCUGCUCCGCCGCCUCUGAGGCAGGAAAGCACUAGUUUUUACAAACAAAAAGUUUGUGAUCUCAGCAUAAGAGGGAUGUGAGCACCCCCAUCAGACUAGCAGUCUCUCAAGAGCUCUUGAAAGAACUGCUCUGGUCUACCACAGGUUGGUUCUCUGAUACCUGUCACUUACGCUUGUGUAGCUUCUACUCUGGGGGUAAAUAAGAGGCUAAAGUUGAAAUAAUAUUUCACCUGAAAAUGAAUGUUACCGAACAGCAAUUAAAGGUGUCAUCUGCAGGAAUGAACGAGUAAAACUUUCACAGCAGAAAAGUUGGGAUUCCUGGUUUGAUUCAUGUCUGUUAGUUCAAAUGUUUCAUAUGCCACUUAUUUUCACUGCCCUGAAGUACUCCAUACAACACUGGUUUCUGUACAGGUGGCAGCAAAAGGCUUAUCCAUGAUUAAAUUCCUCAAAAUAGGAUGAGAUUUAGAAGCACAUAUGCUGUAUUUGGCUCUUUGUGCAGGAUAGCUUUUGUGCUUGUAAAGUUUCUUUUCAGGCUGGCUUAUUUUGUUUGCUCUGGUAGCUCUGUAUACUCUUUCAGUUGGAUACACAAGCAGUCUUCUGGUUUUCAUUUCCUAUUUGCUCUCAUAUCAUGCAUCAGGUAUAUUUCAUAUCUUUAUGUGGGACCUGCACAAUAAACAUAGAUUCUAAGACCACUUUCUA
This is a messenger RNA of Manacus vitellinus (golden-collared manakin), 4026 nucleotides long. RefSeq names its product ganglioside induced differentiation associated protein 1 (gene GDAP1). Gene Ontology annotation, cellular component: mitochondrial outer membrane. The transcript is spliced from 6 exons. The record is from RefSeq and is a predicted model, not a curated record. Bases 143 to 1015 code for a protein of 290 amino acids. Lineage: Eukaryota; Metazoa; Chordata; Aves; Passeriformes; Pipridae. Gene Ontology annotation, biological process: mitochondrial fission; mitochondrial fusion.